This is a messenger RNA of Epinephelus lanceolatus (giant grouper), 1980 nucleotides long. RefSeq names its product metallo-beta-lactamase domain containing 1 (gene mblac1). NCBI's taxonomy places the organism in Eukaryota, Metazoa, Chordata, Actinopteri, Perciformes, Serranidae. The record is from RefSeq and is a predicted model, not a curated record.
GUAGAUGUCUAUGGCUGUAACUGCUUGUCCAUGCUGAGAUGUCGGGGACAGACAGUUCAGUGGCCUGUGGACAGUUUCAGACUGUCCCCCUGUCAGAGCUGGACUUCCCCGGUCAGCCGUACUCCGUGACCGUCCUUAAAGCCGGAUACUGUCUCCCUCAAACCGACGGUACGUUUAGAGCCGACGGGACCAUCACCCUCAUAACAGGACCCAGGACUAUUCUGGUGGACACCGGAGGGCCGUGGGACCGGGACUUUCUUCUAACGACACUGAAAGAGAGGGGUCUGGAACCAGGGGACGUUAACGUGGUGGUGGGGACUCACGGACAUUCAGACCAUGUAGGUAAUCUGAGUGUUUUUCCAGCAGCAAUGAUGAUUGUGGGAUAUGACGUCAGUGAAGGGGACACAUACCGUCCCAACCAGCUGGCAGAGGGACAGGCGUACUCCAUUGAUAAGCAGGUAACUGUAGUCCCCAGUCCAGGCCACACAGGACAAGAUGUCAGCGUCCAGGUGACGGAAACCUCAGCGGGCACAGUGCUUGUUGCAGGGGACUUAUUUGAGUGCUGCUCAGAUGAAGACAGCUGGCGGGAUUUGAGUAUGAACACUGCAGUGCAGGAGGUCAACCGCCAGGAGGCACUACGUACCGCUGAUGUCAUCAUACCGGGUCAUGGACUCCCAUUUAGAGUCCUCAGGAACUGAUUAGCCAACCUUGAAGAUCCAUAGUCCUUUCUCUCUGCAGGCGGUUUGACUUGUAACAGCAGGAAAAGCACAUGUGAAACUGAAUGGGUUAACAAUGACUCAGUUCUAUCAAGUGUCCAUUAAGCCAUGACAGGGAGGUGGCAUGCAUGAUACCAGGACUCAGGAUCUAGCUUACGUAAAUGGAAAGCAGUGAUUUUUAAUGUUGUCACUUACAGCUGGGCUUUUCCUGCUGCGAUAAUCUUAAAUUUCUACUGUGGAAAGGUCUACACUGGGUUAUAUAAGGAUAUGACUUGACUGAGUGUAGGUGGAGUUUUACAACUUAACUCGGUUGUUGUAAUUCCAACCAAAGUUCACACAGGGUCAGCUUACUCAAGAACACUACUUAUCUGUAAACAUUAAAAUUACAGAUAUACUUUCAGAUAUGAGUGAAAUGUAUGUGUUCUUCAUUGAAUAAAAUAUAUUUUAAUACAGAUAUAUUUUACUACUGUGCUCAACGUUCAUAGCAUCAGACAACACUGAAGACACAGCAUGAGAUCCAAAUCUAAAAACAGAAGACUCCUCACCACUAGAAUUUAGAAGAAUGGCUUCUCUCCCAUUUCCAAAUGAAUUCAAAGGCUUCAACAAUUGUGUAAUACUAGGUUUGUUUAUUAUCUCCACCAGAUGUAAGCCUGCAGGUAAUUUCACAUACUACAGGACCCAUCAGCCUAAUGUUUUGUGUACACAUUUAUGACAGUAUGCUCAUGGACCUCUUGUACUUGCAGUGAUUUAUAAUUAUUGAAAAAAACUGUUUUAAUGAAUGUUUUAUACUGCCACUGACUGUUUAGUCCUUUUGAGCAACCAGUCGGGGCUUCAAGUCCUCAGCCAAAUCACAUAGUUAAAGACAUUUCUGGAAAUUGUCUCAGCUCAAAACAAGAAGCCUUUCUGAAUCCGCAGGUCACAUUUUAGUCUUCAUUGUGGCUCAAAAACCGACAUCCAUUGAAAAGUUUGGUCUCAUUUUGAACUAGAGCAUCUGCAGACUUACUCCAUGGCUGAUGUAAUAUGAUUCACUAAAGUUAGGCAAGAUACAAGACAAAAAAAAGAAGAAAAGUUUGUUAUCUUUUUGACUGAAAGGGAGCCUGGUGGGACAGAGUGGCAGCGAUCAGCUCUGGCGGCCUCCUGGCAGAGAUCUGCACUCUACUGAGUGCACAUUUCUAAGUUUUGUAAUGUUUUUAAAAAGAAAUUGGUAAACUACAUGAUGUUCUGAAAAAGUGGUUUAAUAAACCUGAAACACAAAGUUGACACA